Octopus sinensis (East Asian common octopus) is the source of this 3419-nucleotide messenger RNA. RefSeq names its product ubiquitin-conjugating enzyme E2 Q1. The transcript is spliced from 12 exons. The record is from RefSeq and is a predicted model, not a curated record. Bases 212 to 1315 code for a protein of 367 amino acids. Gene Ontology annotation, molecular function: ubiquitin conjugating enzyme activity. Gene Ontology annotation, cellular component: nucleus. Lineage: Eukaryota; Metazoa; Mollusca; Cephalopoda; Octopoda; Octopodidae. Gene Ontology annotation, biological process: protein polyubiquitination.
GACGGGAGUGUGCUGCGCAUGCGCGCGCGUCAAAGCUUAUGUGUUGCGCCAUUAUGGUUAAUAUAAGCCAGGCUGACGUUCUUACAAGUGUUUAUUUAUUUGUAAAGCCGACGCGGUGAUAACAAGACGGUCGUCCAACAUUGUCUGAAAGAACAGCCUUCAUUCCUCCUUCUCCUUCCCCCCCAUUCCCAAUUGAACUUUUUUCUUGGUGAUGGCUUGUUUGGCCACUUUGAAACGAGACAUCAAACUUCUUGAGGCAGCUUUUCCCAAAGCUCAUGAACGAUUUCAAAUCCGCUCUGCUUCCGUCGACGAGUUGGCCUGUCGUUUUGUUGUGAGCGAAGGCGAGUACUAUGAUAUCCACGCCAAUAUAACGGAGACGUAUCCUCAGUCUGCUCCGAUAUGGUUCAGUGAUAUUGAAGACCCAAUGAUAACCAGUGCAAUUGAACAUUUGUGCAAUGCCACUGCUGAUAAAUACACUAUAUUAGAUCAAGUGAAAAUUUUGUUAACACAGCUCUGCUCACUUCAUAAUGUACCAGUUCCGUUUGAAGUGACAAAUAUCGACAGAGAUCUUGCUGCAAAAAACCAAGCCAUUCGGUCUAAUCGAGAAGAUUCUGAUGAUGAUGAAGAAGAAUUCCAUUAUGAGAUGGAAGAGGAAGUUCCAGGAGAGACCAAAAGUAAAGAUGAUAUUGAUGGAAUUGAUGCAGGAAACUUAGUGGUGUUGGAAAAAUUAAAACAGAAUCAAAGACAAGACUAUCUCAAGGGCAAUGUUUGUGGCUCAGUCCAGGCAACAGAUCGGUUGAUGAAAGAAUUGAGGGAAAUAUUUCGAUCUGAAAGUUACAAAAAGGCUAUCUACACAAUAGACCUAGUCAGUGAAUGUUUGUAUGAAUGGAAUGUCAAAUUAUUCAAAGUGGAUCAGGAUAGCCCUCUACAUGCAGAUCUUAUAACAUUUAAAGAAAAAGAGGGGAGGGAUCACAUUCUAUUAAAUUUUACAUUUAAGGAUUCAUUUCCAUUCGAUCCACCAUUUGUGAGAGUUAUCAAUCCAGUAAUCUCAGGAGGCUAUGUUCUAAGCGGAGGAGCCAUCUGUAUGGAACUUCUCACAAAACAAGGUUGGAGCAGUGCCUACAGUAUAGAAUCUGUCAUACUCCAAAUAUCUGCUACUUUGGUUAAGGGAAAAGCACGAAUAAACUUCUCAGCUUCUAAAGUAAGUAAUUCUAAGAAUCAAUACAGUCUAGCUAGAGCUCAGCAGACAUUCAAGUCAUUGGUGCAAAUUCAUGAAAAAAACGGUUGGUUCACGCCACCAAAAGAAGAUGGUUAAUCAGUCCAGAAGCUGGUAGCAGAAAUGCAAACUUUUCCCUUUGUUUAUUCACUCUCCUCUUCUCUUCUCCACUUUCCUUUCCUUCUUUCUCUUCCUGUCACUACACACACUCGUGCGCGCACACACACAUACACACACACACACACACACACACACACACACACACACACACACACACACACACACACAUAUAAAAGGGAAAAAUUUGAAAGAAAAAAAAAGCAACAAAAAAUCAUUUUUGGAAUUCUUCAUGAAUGAAUGUCCUUUCUCUUAAAAUGUGUUUGGUUAGAGUCUCUCAUUUCACUUCCUUUCACCAUAAAUGCUGCUCUUUCUUUCAGCAUCAGUUGAACUUUGAAUGUUGAGCAACCUUUUAAUAAAGUAGCACUUAUGAACAACCACAACAGAAGGAGAAACGGAAAAGAGAAAGCCUCUCAUGUACAUUGUAACCAUUGCACCCCCGCACACACGCACACACACACACACACACGCACACACACGCACACUCCUACUGUUUACCGAUUCCUAAACUGCUUGCAAUAUUCACCAAGCCAAAUUCCUUCAAAUAUGCAAACAUUUAUGGAAUGUAAUUGUUUAAAAGAGAGUGAGAGAGAGAGAGAAAAGAAAAAGACAAUUAUAUAAUUUCAGGACUUGGACGAAAACAAACAAAAAAAAAAGUCCAAAACAAAACAAAACAACAACAACAACAACAAAAAAAGUGAAAUGUCAAUUUUACUUCAAUGGAAGGACAAAAACAGAUCCAGACUUUCAACUGGAAUAUUUCAUCCUGUCUUGCAGUACACUAGCUUUAGGAACACUUUUUGGUCUGUACCCUUAUAAGCUUUUGGGGUUAACUUCAGAGGUUUGUUUAAAACUUUAGUUUCUUUUUUUCCUUUGUUUGUCCUUGUCUCUUUUUUUCCUUCUAAUUUAUUCCCACCUUCCUUCUCAAGGUAGAAAGUGUUACUAUCCCUUUUUAACUUCUUUUUUUUCUUCCUCAUGGUCAUAAUAUCCAUGUUGUUUAGUUCUCUUCAGAAGAAAAUACAUGUUUGGAGAUGCUGAGGGCAAAGAAAACACAUUUUCUAUUUCAGUUUGUAAGGGUCAUCUUUAUAUUCUUUGCUAGUUGUUUAAUAAUUAAAGGUAAGGUUAACAUUUGGAGGUGAAUUUAACUUGAAAAACAAUAUAAUUUUCAUCUAUCUGUCUUUCUAGCUUGUGUUUUGAUUCAAGGAAUAAUUCUUUAAAACCAUUUUCUUGCUCGUCAUUUGCUAGAAAGGAUUCAAAUACAGAAUGAGAUAGUUUCAAUGUCUGAAAAUGGCCUUAUGUAUUUUCCCCACUCCUUCUGAUGAAAUUUGGCUUUUCUAGGAUUUCAUAAUGAACACUUCCAAAAAUUGCAAUUAACUCUAAUAAAAUUAAAACAUUAUCAUCCAAUUUCAUCGAUUGUGGCUCUGGUAUUUUUUUCUUUUUUUUUGUUAUUUUAAUCUAGGAAAAUUGGUUAAGUUUAGAAAUCCAGUCCUCUGUAUUUUAUUUUUAGUGUUUAUGCUUUCAUUUUGUCAUUGGAUUCUUUUCAUUGGAUUGAUGAUAGUUGAAAGCAUAACAGGGGCUCAUUCUUUUAUCUUGUUUGUGGCAGCAGUUGAAAUUUGUAAAAAUAUUUAAAAAAUAAUAAAAAAAAAAAAAGGAAAGAAAAGAAAAAAAAUGUUCUUUGAAUUGCUGGAAUCAUGUCUUAGCCAUGGAGACAAACCUGUGAUUUUCACUCAAACUCUUGUUUGAUCUUAAACCCUUUUCUGCAUUUUAUUCAAUUCUUGGAUUAUUAUGGCCUAAACCCCCCCCCCAAAAAAAACAAUCCUCCAAAACUGGUCUUUUGCUUUUUUUUUUUUUUUUUUACUACCAAAUCCAUUGUGAAGUAAUUGUUUUAAAGAAUUGGUGUACAGUAUAAAGAUAAUAUACCAUUGAUUGGAAAAAUUCAUCAAAUAAAGGGAAAUCUUUUAAGCAGAGGCAGAGAAUAUGUUGGGAAAAUCUUUUGAACUAUUUUCAGGACCAGUUCCAUGUAACCAAAUGUAAGUUGGUGGAUAUUGCAGUUUAUGGUUUGCUUGAAUAAACUCAUGUUUAAAAA